GGUAGUCGCAGCCAAAGCAAAUAUGACGAGCAGGUGCGGCGCGCUGGGCCCCCCGUCGGCGGGGGAGCGGUUAGGCGGAAGGGAAGGCAACGGUUCGGAACGUGCGUUGCGCCCAAACAGUCGUCCCAAAUCUUACCAUGUGCAUGCUUGCUUGGGUGCUCUUGGGUAUUAUCUCUUUCCUUUUUUUUCCUCCAUGCUUUCUUUCCGCCCUCGCAUCCAAAGAUACGAGCUGCCUGA
Bipolaris oryzae ATCC 44560 is the source of this 237-nucleotide messenger RNA. RefSeq lists its product as uncharacterized. Lineage: Eukaryota; Fungi; Ascomycota; Dothideomycetes; Pleosporales; Pleosporaceae. The record is from RefSeq and is a predicted model, not a curated record. The transcript has a single exon. The annotation marks the transcript as partial.